Molecule: messenger RNA, 344 nt
Organism: Austrofundulus limnaeus
Lineage: Eukaryota; Metazoa; Chordata; Actinopteri; Cyprinodontiformes; Rivulidae
Product: piggyBac transposable element-derived protein 4
Source: RefSeq, a predicted model, not a curated record
GUGUGUGUGUGUGUGUGUGUCAGGCAGGUGCGGUUUCCGCCAGUACAUGCCGUGCAAACCCGCGCGCUACGGACUCAAGCUGUGGGUGGCGUGCGAUGCGCGUUCGAGCUACGCGUGGCGCGUGCAAGCCUACACGGGCAAAAGCGACACCGUCGAACGGAACCUGUCGGAGCGCGUGGUCAUGGACCUGACCGAGGGUCUGAGCGCGGGCACCYUCGUGACCACCGACAACUUUUUCACCUCGCCGCGGCUGGCAGAGAGGCUGGCCGGCGAACGCGGCGUGUACCUGCUGGGCACGAUGCGAGCCAACCGCGCGCCGMGAGACCUGCCGCGAGCGCUGCUGG